AUGUACAGCUAUUCCGAGACGCCUAGGGCUCAGCCUCUGGCGAUUCGGGAGCCCGCGUUUCUGCCCUUCGCCCCUCCCACGAUGCCGCGCAAGCUGUUUGAACCGUUGGGUGGCGGCAGGGGUGAUGAAAAUCCUAAUGAGAAUUUGUGGUCGAAGAAGUAUGAGAUGCUGAGGGGCUAUGAGAUGGGGAAGUUCAAUCUACCUAAUGAAUGGGUAUUGAUCCUGCAAGAAAAAUCUGGUGGCAAGAUUAUUUAUAGGAUGGGCGGAGUGUUGUAUGUGUUCCAUGGCAGAAACUAUGAUCACCAAAAACAGCCUCGCUUACCUAAAAUGCUUUGGAAACCGGCUACACCAGUUUAUCCGAAGCUUAUACAAGAUGCCCCCGAGAGGCUGACGAAGGAAGAAGCAGAUGAGUUUAGAACGAAAGGGAAAAGGCUUCUCCCAAUCCCUAAAUUAGCGAAAAAUGGGGUUUACAUCACCCUGGUGAGGGAUGUGAGGACCGCGUUUGAAGGGUCCGAAUUGGCGAGGAUAGAUUGCAGAGGGUUUCAGCCUAGUGAUUACAAGAAGAUAGGAGCUAAGUUGAAGGAAUUGGUGCCCUGUGUGCUGCUAUCGUUUGAUGAUGAGCAAAUACUGAUGUGGAGAGGAAGGGAGUGGAAAUCUAUGUAUCAGGAUGAAGUUCCUCAGAUAUACCUACAUUCUGCUAACGGCUCGUCCCCUACUUAUCUUUCGGAUCCGGAGUCCAGGCAGAUAAGCCCCAAGAUGAUGGCGCUGUGGCAACCCAUUGAGUCGGGGCGAGCAUCGAUUCUGCACGAGGUCAAUGUGAGCCCGGACGAGCUUCUUUCGAAGGUGGAGGAGUUUGAGAGUGCGUCUCAGGCAAUCACACACUCUUAUCCCGCCACGGUCUAUUCAGAUGACGGGAGCUCAUCCCCGGAUUCUAGAGCCCUGGUUGGAGAGGAUGAUGAUGUUGACGAUUUCAGUGAAGAUGAUGAGUCUUUUGAUGCAGUGAAAUCUCAAGUUCUAUUAGGAUCACUUCCCAUUGAUCUGUUAGCAAUGCAAUUCAGCGAUAGGUGAUGAAUCUGAUUAUGAGAAUUAGGGCCACAUACAUAUGCAUCAUGCAUGUAUGCGGGUGGGUGCGUUAUAAUGAUAACCCAUAUUUAGGAUGAUAACCUAAUAACAUAUCAUUUUAUGGACAAAAUAUAUUUUUACUUAAAUACAUGAAGGAGUGAAAAGAUACAAA
Messenger RNA from Salvia hispanica, 1234 nucleotides. The record is from RefSeq and is a predicted model, not a curated record. Lineage: Eukaryota; Viridiplantae; Streptophyta; Magnoliopsida; Lamiales; Lamiaceae.